ACCAAGCAGGAUAAAAUCUACAAGUAAUGUCAUAAGGUGUGUUUGAUAUUACUUAGAAUAUUUCAAUGGUAUCAAAAUAAUAUAAAAUCACUGAAACUUACUGAAUAAAAUGUCUACCAGUAUAAAUCAGAAAGCGUAUUUGCAAAAAUAUCUUGGCGGUCCAUCGGGAGACAAGAAAAAGAAGAAGAAAAAGGCUAUUAAAGGCACUGGAUUACAAAUAAUAGACGAUGAUAUAGACCUAUCAAAGCUCCGCACGUUAGAUGGAGAUGAGCUGGACGUGUUUGAUCAGGGUGAGGACGCCCCUCAGAUAGCCGGUAUCAUUGAUGACAGACCUGAGGAGGUGAAGAAAGCGGAGCAGUUCAGCUCCAGCUCCAAAUGGAAGGUUAUUAGUCAGGACGAUGGCUUCAACAGUAAACUAGAAGUUGAGGAGAUAAAGAGUAACAUAAAACAGGCAGAGAAAGAAAAUGAACUGAUAUUUGGUAAAAUGUACAGUGAUUCAGAAGAUGAGAAGAAAAAUGAUUCUGAUCUCUCACCGCCAAGGAAACAGGAUCGAGACUCAAAGAGCAAAGCUUCAAAACCUUCCAAGAAACAUGAUAGCGAUAGUGACUUUAGUCCCCCUAGGAAAAGAGAUGGAAAGUCUCCUAAAAGGAGAGAUGAUGACAGAUCUCCUAAAAGGAAUGACAAAUCACCCAAAAGAAAUAGAUCUCCGAAUGGUAGGCAUGAUAGAUCACCCAAAAGAAGAGGUGACUCUCCCAAAAGGAGUGACAAGUCUCCCAAAAGAAAAAGUCGAGACAGAUCCCCUAAAAGAAGAAGUAAGUCUCCUAAGCGAAGAAAUGACGAUAGAUCACCAAAAAGUCGCAAAAAUGACGCGAAAUCAUCCCCUUCUAGGUCUGAAAAACCUAAAGAGAGGGUUCGUAAGCCCAGCCGAUGGGGAGAUUUCAGCCCAGAAGACCGAUCACAGUCUUCAAAAGUCGAUCAUUCUCCCAAAAGGACUGAGUCGUCAACUGCUAGAAAAGCGAGAAGAGACUCAGAUGCCUCACCGCAGAGGAAGUCCAAAAAGAACUACGAUUCAGAUCAAUCUCCACCUAGGAAGUCGAAGAAAAAACAUGAUACACCGCCAAGGAAAUCUAGAAAAGAUUAUGAUUCUGAUGCCUCACCACCACGGAGAGGUAAAGAUUCCAAGAAGAAUAGAUCACCAGAAUUCUUGUCUCCAUCAAAAAAAUCUGGACGAGUUUCUCCCCAACGUUCAAGUCAUAAGGACAGAUAUGACAAACAAAGUAGUUCUAAGUCAGACAAGUAUAGAAAACAGAGACAUUCCUCGGAUUCGGAUCUGUCUCCACCGAGGAAAAAUAAGAGACAAAAAUCUCCAUCACCAUCGAGAAAGAAUAGAAAACCUCAUGAAAAUAAUAAGAGAAAAUAUAACAGUGAUUCGGAUCAAUCUCCUCCUAGAAAAGAGAAAGACAGGAGUGCUGCAGAAAGAGAUAAAAGGAGAAAUGAUAGUCCUCCCCCCUCUAAUAAGAAAAUGGCUAAGACUUUGGAAGGCAAAAUGGCUGGUUUGCAAGAUGCUAAGCAAUUGAGGCAAGAGAAUGAAAGCUUUAGGAAAAGGGAGGAAGAAGUAUUUAGUAAAAUGACUGACGAAGUCUCUGGGAGGAAUGCUCAAGUUGUUUCAAGAAAAAGCAAACGAGAGACAUCAGAGGAAAGGCAAAAGCAAAAAGAGAAAGCGGAGCGACAGAAAGAAUUAGAUGAGAAAUACAAGAAAUGGACUAAAGGUAUAAAACAACUAGAAGACCAAGAGGCUCGCGUGCAAGAGUUUAUGCACGAGUCGUCUAAACCUCUCGCCCGACUCAGGGAUGAUCAGGACUUGGAACAUAAUCUGAAACAAGUGGAGAGGGACGGGGACCCCAUGCUCAAGUAUAUGAGGGACAGGAAAAGGGAACGGGGAGAGUUGGGGCCAGAAAAACCAAUGUACAAAGGUAAUUUCCCGCCGAACCGGUUCAACAUUCGUCCCGGCUACCGCUGGGACGGAGUGGACCGCUCUAACGGUUACGAGAAGAAAUACUUCGAACAACAAAGCAAACGCAAGGCUCAAGAAGAAGAAGCAUACAAAUGGAGUACAGAAGACUUGUAAAUUAUACUCUAAAUCUACGGAUAUUAGGACGCAUUUUGCAUGGCACGUCAAAUGUGUAGUAACUUAAUUAUGUAUUAUGUAAAGUUGUAAAUACUUUUUUAUUAAUGAAAUAAAGUUGUUAGUGGAUGUGUA
This is a messenger RNA of Helicoverpa armigera (cotton bollworm), 2260 nucleotides long. Its product is annotated as BUD13 homolog. Gene Ontology annotation, biological process: mRNA splicing, via spliceosome. The coding region runs from base 110 to 2128 and encodes 672 amino acids. Gene Ontology annotation, molecular function: RNA binding. Gene Ontology annotation, cellular component: RES complex; U2-type spliceosomal complex. The record is from RefSeq and is a predicted model, not a curated record. The transcript has 6 exons. Lineage: Eukaryota; Metazoa; Arthropoda; Insecta; Lepidoptera; Noctuidae.